Messenger RNA from Talaromyces proteolyticus, 2768 nucleotides. Its product is annotated as putative DNA replication licensing factor Mcm7. Bases 153 to 2588 code for a protein of 811 amino acids. The transcript has 4 exons. Gene Ontology annotation, molecular function: ATP binding; single-stranded DNA binding; ATP hydrolysis activity. The record is from RefSeq and is a predicted model, not a curated record. Gene Ontology annotation, cellular component: nucleus; MCM complex. Gene Ontology annotation, biological process: double-strand break repair via break-induced replication; DNA strand elongation involved in DNA replication; DNA replication. NCBI's taxonomy places the organism in Eukaryota, Fungi, Ascomycota, Eurotiomycetes, Eurotiales, Trichocomaceae.
CCAACCUCCAUUUUCUCGCCUAAUAAUAACUAUUGGGCUUCGUAUUGUCCGUCCUCUAUGCAGGCCAUAUAAAUUUGCGUGCGCUCGAUCCUACAUACACAGUACUUGGGUUUCCACAUCUGCGUCUGAUUCCCCUACCGUCGGCGCCCAAGAUGACUCUCCUUCAGUAUCCUGCGCCAGUUGACUACGCCGCGCAGCAGGAGGCGUUCAAGGACUUUCUCAAGCACUUCAAGAGCUUUGAUUCGGCAUCUGAUGCAGCGGCAACAGAGGCAAUUGAAGAUCUGCGCAUUGAUGGCGACCGUACCGAAGACGAAUACGAUUUCAUGGAUGAUGCCGAAGAGGGGCGAGGUCAGACAGCUCGCCGACGCCGCGAUCCCAAAAACAAAUAUAUGCAAACUCUUCAGGACAUUGCAAAUAGGGACAGCAACAGCAUUCUAAUUGAACUAGACGAUCUUCAAACAUUCGAAAAAGCCCUCCCUGACGACUCGGACCUGAAACUGGUGGAAUCGAUUCAAGGAAACACAAAGCGUUACAUCGACGUUUUCUCGAAUGCUGUGGAUGCAAUAAUGCCAAAGGAGACAAAAGAGAUUUCCUUCAAAGAUGACGUGCUUGACAUUAUCAUGUCACAACGUGACAAGCGCAACGAGACGGUUCAAAUGGCCACGGAGGCAGAGAUGGACAGUGGGCCACCGCAAUCAAUGUUUCCACCCGAAUUGACUCGGCGCUACACUUUGAACUUCAAGCCGUUGACACCGUCUGGGUCCAGCAGUGAGAAAAGCUCAAAGGCUCUAGCAGUGCGCCAUGUGCGAGGAGAGCACCUUGGUAUGCUUAUUACUGUUAGGGGUAUCGUAACACGAGUCUCCGAUGUCAAGCCAGCUGUCAAAAUCAAUGCAUAUACGUGCGACCGAUGCGGAAGCGAGGUUUUCCAACCUAUUACUUCAAAGUCAUUUUUGCCUAUGACAGAAUGCCCCUCUGAUGAAUGUGUUGCCAAUAACUCGAAAGGACAGCUCUUCCUGUCGACUCGGGCCUCGAAAUUUAUUCCGUUCCAGGAGGUCAAAAUCCAGGAAAUGGCAGAUCAGGUACCCGUCGGCCAUAUCCCUCGCUCUCUUACCGUACACUGCAAUGGCACUCUAACAAGACAACUGAACCCUGGAGAUGUUGUCGAUAUUGCGGGUGUUUUCCUCCCAACUCCGUAUACUGGGUUCCGGGCAAUUCGCGCCGGUCUGCUUACCGACACUUACUUGGAGGCUCAGUAUAUCACUCAACACAAAAAGGCCUACGAUACCAUGAUUAUGGAUUCCCGGACUCUGCGGAGAAUUGAGCAGUACAGGAACUCUGGGCAUAUGUAUGAAUAUCUUGCUCGGUCUAUUGCUCCUGAAAUUUACGGCCAUCUUGAUGUGAAAAAGGCUUUGUUGCUGUUGUUGAUUGGUGGUGUUAGUAAGGAUAUGGCGGAUGGCAUGCAUAUCCGUGGUGACAUCAACAUUUGUCUCAUGGGUGACCCUGGUGUGGCCAAAUCUCAAUUACUCAGAUAUAUCUGCAAGGUUGCUCCUCGGGGCAUUUACACCACUGGCCGAGGUAGCAGUGGCGUAGGUCUUACUGCUGCCGUCAUGCGGGACCCUGUUACGGACGAAAUGGUUUUGGAAGGAGGUGCUCUUGUUCUCGCUGAUAACGGCAUCUGCUGUAUCGAUGAAUUCGACAAAAUGGACGACUCAGACAGAACUGCAAUCCAUGAAGUCAUGGAGCAACAGACUAUCUCUAUUUCCAAGGCGGGUAUCACCACAACAUUGAAUGCCAGAACAUCAAUUCUGGCAGCAGCCAAUCCUCUGUAUGGCCGUUAUAACCCUCGAAUUUCACCCGUCGAGAACAUUAAUCUUCCAGCUGCCCUUCUCUCCCGUUUCGAUGUCAUGUUCCUCAUGCUUGACACACCAUCUCGUGAUGCUGAUGAAGAGCUAGCCAAUCAUGUGACAUAUGUGCACAUGCACAACAAGCACCCAGAAACCAGCGAGAACUCGGUCGUUUUCAGCCCUAACGAGGUUCGCCAAUAUAUUGCUCGUGCUCGGUCUUACCGCCCUGUGGUUCCCAAGCAAGUUUCUGAUUAUAUGGUGGGAGCAUAUGUUGGCAUGCGUAAGCAACAAAAACGGGAUGAAGCAAGUAAUCGACAAUUCUCGCACGUCACACCCCGUACACUCUUGGGUGUUGUACGCUUGUCACAAGCCCUGGCCCGUCUUCGCUUCAGCGACGUUGUCGUUCCAGAGGAUGUUGACGAAGCCCUGCGUCUUGUUGAAGUCAGCAAGGCCUCUCUGUCCAACGACUCUAGCGCAGCAACGGACCAAACCCCUACAAGCAAGAUUUACAACCUGAUCCGCGGCAUGCGUGAAAGUGGUGCUGCUGCUGCUGGCGAUGGAGAAGACGGCCAACUCAGCUUGCGCAAGGUCCGCGAGCGGGUGUUGGCCAAGGGCUUCACAGAAGAUCAGCUAACACAGACGAUCGAGGAGUACGCGGAAAUGAAUGUUUGGCAAAUCGCCGGCAAUGGCACCCGCCUUGUUUUCAUUGAUGUUGGCGACGAUGACGAUGAUAUGCAUUUGUAGAAUAGGAGAUCGUUGUCUUUUGUUCGAACUUAUGGUUUUUUUAUUUAUUGGGUUUGGCUGACCAUACAGGGAUCGAGCGAUAUCAUUUUUUUGCGUUACGGAGUGAAAUGUCGGCAUAAGGUAGCCAUUAGUGGUAAAUUUAUCGAGAAAACACAUUUGGUUUAUUCACGCUAAACAUAU